GGCUGACUUGCAAGGGGGAAUGCAAUCACACAAGGCAUGGCAUGGCAAAACCCAAACACAGACAGGAAGAAAGGGCUAACAGUCCGCAAGACACAGGUCAGCACUGACUGACCAGUCUGUCUGCCCUGUCUAAUCUAGUCUAGGCGAGUUUGGUGGACCGAUGCACACGUGCCCGAAUGCCCUGAUUAACACAGAUGAAUGACAGACACACCAAAGCAAACAAACAUGCUUGUCGUCAGUCAUUUGAGCAGUUAGUUAAACUGUGCUGUCGGGUCGGUUGGCAUACCGUUUCCUCUCCCGCGUAAGUGCCGUCGGCAGCACCCUCCUGCAUCGCACGGACCUGACCCUGCACACAACACACAACACACAACAGUCAGUAGGGCAAGCGCACCAACGUGGCUCUUUCUGGUGGGCUUGUUGGUCAUUCAUUCAUCUGUGAGUACUCAGAGUGGUCAAUCAUAUCAUUGACUGACCUUUCUGCGUUUGAGCGCCUGGUCGUAUUUGUAUCGGUGUUUGACGCGGGCGUUGCCCUCGAUCUUCUUCCGCUUGCGAGUGAGACCCUUGUUCUUCAUUAUCUGAUACGUCGUACCUGCAGCCAUCGAUGUGCGCGUGGACACGCACACACAUGCAGCAGAUCUGCAUGCCUAUCUGUCUGCUCGCCUUGCGUACCUCUCUUGCCCUGUGAGGUCUCCUCGACGGCAUUGAUGUGCUGCAGUGACCUCUCCUUGAGCAGCUCCUUCUUGUGCACUUUCUUGGCCUUGUUGGCCCUCAUCUGCUGAGCAAUGAUGUCGGCCACGUUGCCCCCCUCCUCCUCCAUCUCAUCCUCGCCGUCGUCGCCAUCGCCCAUCCCCACAUCGACCUCGUCGGCGAACAUCUGAUAGAUCCAUCCACCCAUCCAUCCAUCCAUCCAUGUGUGAUGUGACGCGUGCUCACUCACCUGUGUGUCGGGGGUCUUGUUGUUCUGAGCCGAUGUGCCACCAUUGCGUUGCUGGAGCAGGAGGUCCAUGGCUGACGCCUUGUCGGCCCUCUUGCGUCGCUCCUUGAAGGCCACAUUCUCGUCAGCGCUUUUCUGCACCUUGCUGCGGUCAAGAGAACCCUUCGCCUGCACACGCGUUGGCAUAGGCAGAGACACACAUGGAUGAGUGCACGGCACGGACGAUCGGGCGUCGGCGUGUUUGCCUGUCGGGCGAUGUUGAGGUACUGGGCCAGGGUUGGUUUCUUGCCGAACUUGGGCAUGAGAGAGGGGUCAUCUAGGUCGCCGUCGAGACCCUCAGUAGAGAACCUGGCCAUCUCUUGCUCCGUUGGCUCGCGUGUCAGGUCCGGCUCUCUCGUCGAUGGCAGAUGCUCUUCGUCAUUGGACAACGGCACCUGGAUGGAUCAAAUUCGGCACAGACAGGUCAGCUGGUGGAUGAGCUGAGGCUCUGUUCUCUCUGUGUGGACGGACGCCUGGCUGACCUCUUUUGUGGCCAUCCUGCGCAUGGCAGCCGCCACUAUCUCACUCCGUUUCAACACACGAGGACCGUUGGCAGCCUGCCUCACGACACCACAGCACAGAAUAGCAUCGGUGGCACCCAUCGUCCCUCCCCGAGGUACACAAGCCUCUUUCGUCCAUGCGCACCCACACCCACCUUCGACGCGUUUGUCUCCCUCUGCGCCUUCCUGUCCGCUUCUCGCUUCUCGAUGCUCUGUUGGCCAUCAUCAUUGCCGCGCUUCUUGCCCGUUGCUGCUAUCCUGAGCAGCGUGCUGAUGUCCUUGUUCAUGGCGUCGCCGCCCAUCUUGCUGAGCUCUUCAUCGAGCGUCCGCAGCUGCACCAGCCGCUCCACGACAGGGUGCUCCGUGAUGCUCCUGCCCUCGCCCUUCAUGGCCAAGUAAUAGCAGAAGUGCAGGUGGUAACUCAGCAGCACCUGCGUCCACAACUCGAUCAACUGCCGACCCUGAAUGAACAUACAACACGCACACAAGAAGCAUCAGACACACACCAGCGGAUGGAUGUGGAUGCGCACAGCUGACCUCGUGUGUGACAAGGGCAGGGUUAGCUCGGAUGGCGUCCAUGGCUGGCAGGAGGGUCGUCUGCAGGAGGUGAAUCUUGUGCUUGAAGUCGGUGAGCAGGCCGACCAUCUCGGGGUGCUCCUCCCGCACCAGCCGCCUCUUCUCGGCCACCGAAAGGCUCGCCACGUCCUUGCGGAUGCGCUCCACGGACAGACCUCCACUCAGGUGCAUCCCCGACGCAAGAGCCUCAAGCUCCUGAAAAAGACCAAACCACGCGGAAGGAAGGCAGAUUGAUGCACAAACAAGUGAGUGCAAAGCGGUGCGGACGGCCACGUGUUCACGUUUUGGACAGAUUGUGCGAGGUUCUUCUCCUCGGCUUCAUCUGGGAGCUCCCCGCCGGCCAUCUCCUUGGCGAGAAGGUCCAGCUGGCCCGUCCCGAUGUCCAAGACCUGACUCAUCUUGGCGGCCCGCUGCUUCUGGAUGAGCCUGGCCUCCUCCAGAGCACCCGCCUCGUCACUCUCCUCGUCGGACUCGUCGACGCCUUCGUGAUCCAGCCCCUCGUCGUAGAAAUCGCGUGCCUUGCGGCCCCAGGCUGCGCGGGGAGCCGUCCCGCUGUCGUCUUCAUCCUCUUCCUGGUCUUCACCCUCGUCAAACGCAUCGUCGCCGGCAAACUCCGCCUCUCGUUCUCGCUCGGCGAGCUCCCUGAGUUUGCGGGUGUCCUCGUCUUCAUCCUCCUCUGCUAUCAGGCCCAUCAGGGCAUCCAUCGCGUGGGCGUACUCAUCUGAACACAGUCGACCAGCCGAGAAGCACAUGCUGAUGUGAGCAUGUGUAUCAUGUGUGAGAGAUCUUUCUCAGCUGCGUACCUUCUCCGGCGUCCUUCGGAUGAGUGUCAUCGUAGAUCUUCAGGCCCUCCUCCGCUGCCGCUUGACGCCUCUGGUAGUGCGCGUCCACCUCUCCAAGUCCGUACUUCUCGAUGCCUGACGACGAUGCCCCUCCUCUGCCACGCUUCGCCUUCGCUGAUCUCUUCAUCGCUUCUGUUCUGUGAAUCAACAGCUGCCUCUUUCUUCC
Molecule: messenger RNA, 3057 nt
Organism: Vitrella brassicaformis
Lineage: Eukaryota; Vitrellaceae
Source: the annotation of a GenBank genome assembly